GACCAACCGGAAGCUAAACUUAUCCAAAUUCGCCUACCUACAACGUACACGAAGCCCUCAUCAAAGAGCUCAUUCACGGCCAUGUCUCCAAGCGUCCAGGAGAAGUUAAAGGUGGUCAUCGUGGGCGCUGGCUUCUGCGGGCUCACGGCGGCCAUCGAAUGCCAGCUACGCGGAAUGCACCCAAUCCUCGUCGAGGCCUAUCCAGGAGCCAGUUCCCACGGUGACCUAUUGGACUUUGUGCCCAAUGCUGGUCGGGUGUUCGACUCCUGGGAUAAUGGGAAAGUUGGUGAAAAGCUGCUCGCAGCUGGUGUGAAUCGCGCCAAGACACUAGACUUUUACAACCAAGACAACGUGCUGCUCAAGUCCGAUCCAUGGCCCCAGGGUAUCGAUCUCAAAGGCACGUUUGCUGGACAUAGAGGUGCCAUGCAUGAGAUCGUCUACAACUAUGCAAAGCAAAUUGGCGUUGACAUGCGCUUCAAGUCCAAAGUAGUGGAAUAUCUGGACUCUGACGACGAGAGGGGCGUGGUCAUAUCCGGGACUGGUGAGAAGAUUUUGGGCGACGUGGUCCUGGCUUGUGACGGGCCCAAGUCGCUGGCCCGCUCGCAGCUCCUCGGCCUGCCUGAAAGUCGAGUCAAUAGUGGCUACGCUAUCUUUCGGGCCUUCUUUCAAAUCACCGAUGAGAUGCUCAAGGAUCCUUUCAUGGCUGAGUUGACCCGGAAAGAUCAAGAUACUACCAGGUUCUGGGUUGGCAAAGACAUGCACGGCUUUAUCUACACUUGGAACGAAGGGCGUGACUGUGCGUGGGUUCUGACGCAUCUUGAUGAUGCUGAUAUUCAAGAGAGCUGGUCUUUCCCGGCCAGAAAGCAGAAUGUUCUUUUCUACCUUAACCAAGCGGGCUUUCCAGAGGUUUGGCGCCGAGUGCUAGCCUUGACCCCUGAGGAUGGUAUCGUGGAUUACAAACUUGUUUGGAGAGACCCUUUGACUACUUGGCUCUCAUCUUCUAAGAAGUGUGCGGUGAUGGGGGAUGCAGCACAUUGCCAUUUGCCCACCUCGGCCAACGGUGCUUGCCAAGCGGUAGAGGAUGCGGCCACUGUGGCGAUUUGUUUAGAAAAGUCGCAUGGAGAUGUAGCACUCGCGCUACAGGUGUUUGAGAGAGUCCGCUUCAACCGAUCCCAUGUUAUCCAUCAAGCCUCCAUUUCUACAAGGAAUAUAUACCACAAGAACGACUGGUCGUUGGAGAUGGUGAAGAAAAAUCCAGACUCGCUGAUUAUGCCUCUUUUGGACUGGAUCAUGGACUUUGACUGUCAAAAAGCGGCAGAAGAAAAUUAUGACCGGUUAGCCCAGGACGUGCUUUUGGGUAAGACAGGCACUAUAGAAGAGCUCUCUCUCCCUGCAGGAGGAAAUUACGAUAAAACAAUGGCAUCCAACUUCCUAGCAGCCCUCGAGGCCAGACGCUCUAUCUAUGAAAUUAACAACACCUCCCCUAUCUCAGAUGGAAAGAUUGUCGAGAUCAUCAAUGCAACCAUCAAGCAUUGCCCUAGUGCGUUCAACUCACAGACAACACGGGUCCUCAUGCUACUCGGCCCCGAGCAUGAGAAGCUGUGGCGAGAUAUCGUGAAGCCAGCUGCAGAGAGUGAGGAGCGUCUCAGCUCGUUUCAAAGUGGAUACGGCACAAUUCUCUUCUACGAGGACCCGAAAGUCAUUGCCAAGUUCCAAGAGCUGGUUCCUCUGUUCGCCGAUCAGAUGCCCCGGUGGUCAGAGCAUGCCAACGGGAUGAAUACUUUGGCGGCGUGGACUGCCCUUGAACUGGAAGGGCUUGGUGCCAGCCUCCAGCAUUACAAUCCCCUUAUCGACCAAAAGGUAGCAUCUACUUGGCAAGUGCCCGAGGAAUGGCUUCUUAAGAGUCAGCUAGUCUUUGGAGGGCGCUUUGGGGAGCCAGGGCCAAGGGAAUAUGAUCUUCUUAGUGAAAGGGUUCUGGUCCAUGGAGCACAGGAGAAGAAAUUACCUCACAGGAAGACUUACAACAAGGAUCAAGCAACGGCCCUCGUCAUGGAUCUCUCUAAACUCAACGUUCUCAUUGUGGGGGGCGGAUACUGCGGCCUGACGACGGCCGUCGAAUGCAGGCUCCGAGGCAUGCAGGUCACCGUGCUUGAGUCCCACAAGGACGUCAGCAAGACCGGUGACACCAUCGAUUUUGCAACCAAUGCCGGCCGAGUCUUCAACAAGUGGAAAGAUGGAGAAAUAGGGAAAAGAAUGUGGGCCACUGGCGGCGUUACCUGCCACAUGAUUGACAUGUUCAAUGCCAAGAACGAACUAUUAUGCUCGCUUCCCUAUGAGAGAGGCAUCCAUGUCCCGGAUACCUUCUCAGCCCGCCGCGGCCCAAUGGCACAAAUCAUCUGGGACUAUGCCGAGGAGCUUGGUGUGAAGAUCAGGUGUCUCACAAAAGUCGUCGAUUACAUCGAUACUGAGACUGAGCAUGGUGUCAUCACCACAACCGGAGAGAAGAUUCUUGCCGACGUGGUGUUGGCUAGCGAUGGAGCACGUUCUACCGCACGAUCGAAGCUGAUGGGUCUGACGGAGCACAAGGUUAACAGCGGGUAUGCGAUUUUCCGCUCUCUGUUCGAGUUGACAGAUGAAGAUCGAAAGAACCCCUUGAUCCUUGAAAAGACAAAAAAUCUGACGGAGAAUUGGACUGCCGGAUGGGUGGGCAAGGAUGUUCAUGGUUACAUGUUCAUCUUCGAUGAUGCCAAAUAUUGCUCCUGGCUCUUUACUUAUAAAGACGAUGCCGAUAUUGGAGAGUCUUGGCAGCUGCCGGCUAAGAAAUCGGACGUCUUGUUCUACCUUAAGGAAGCCAACUUUCCACAAAUAUGGACCGAAUUUGUCAAUCUCACUCCCGAGGAUAAGAUAUCUGACUAUAAACUAGUAUGGCGUGACCCUAUCAAGACUUGGCUGUCUUCUUCCAAACACUGUGCUGUGAUCGGAGAUGCCGCGCAUUGUCACCUGCCAACCUCAUCACAGGGGGCAUGCCAGGCAGUCGAAGAUGCCGCGGUCAUUGCAAUCUGCCUUGAGAAGGCUAAGGGGGAUGUGCCCUUGGCGCUUCAGGUGUUUGAGCGUAUUCGCUUCAACCGCUCCCACAUCAUCCAUCAGUCAUCCAUAACUACACGCGAUGUCUAUCACAAGCAUGAAUGGACGCCAGAGCUCGUGAAGGAGUAUCCUGACUCGCUGAGCAUGGCAGGAUUUGAUUGGAUUACUGACUAUGAUGUUCAAGCAGAAGCUAUCAAGCACUUUGAUCAGCUAGCGGUGGAUGUUAAGAAUGGGCGAAAGGGAACGAUUGAGGAACUGUCUCUGCCUGCAGGUGGUACGUUUGAGUCGCAAGUCAAGGUUGAGGAGCUACGAACUGGUGUGAACAAGGUUGCCAUCACUGCAGCAUAA
Messenger RNA from Clonostachys byssicola, 3432 nucleotides. The record is from the annotation of a GenBank genome assembly. Lineage: Eukaryota; Fungi; Ascomycota; Sordariomycetes; Hypocreales; Bionectriaceae.